This is a messenger RNA of Thermothelomyces thermophilus ATCC 42464, 2687 nucleotides long. Its product is annotated as glucose-regulated protein. Gene Ontology annotation, molecular function: misfolded protein binding; ATP binding; ATP-dependent protein folding chaperone. The transcript is spliced from 6 exons. Gene Ontology annotation, biological process: protein refolding; endoplasmic reticulum unfolded protein response; cellular response to unfolded protein. The record is from RefSeq and is a predicted model, not a curated record. Bases 193 to 2181 code for a protein of 662 amino acids. Lineage: Eukaryota; Fungi; Ascomycota; Sordariomycetes; Sordariales; Chaetomiaceae. Gene Ontology annotation, cellular component: membrane; endoplasmic reticulum chaperone complex; endoplasmic reticulum lumen.
AUCCUCAGUGUUUCCCUUCCUUCUUCUUCUUCCUAGCCAGUAUCCCCGUAGGAUUGGCUCAAGGAGAGCGCACCUGUCGGCAUCGACGACUGCCACUCCUUCGUUUUUUUCCAGACACCUCCUCGUCGCCUGCUAGCAGUCGCGCAAAGAGGGUUGCCUUUCUUUCUCCCUUUCUACCACACUGCUUUCGACAUGGAGAGUCGAACGCGGAGCUGGGCCCUCGGCCUGAGCUUCAUUGGGUUUUUUGCCCUUCUAUUUUCUCUGGGCUUCGUCCAGCAAGUCAAGGCGGACGAUGUUUCUGAAUAUGGCACCGUCAUCGGUAUUGAUCUGGGCACCACUUAUUCAUGCGUGGGUGUGAUGCAGAAGGGCAAGGUCGAGAUUCUGGUCAAUGACCAAGGAAACCGUAUCACCCCCUCAUAUGUCGCCUUUACCGAUGAGGAAAGGCUGGUCGGAGACGCGGCCAAGAACCAGGCCGCCGCGAAUCCCUUCAGGACUAUCUUCGACGUCAAGCGCCUGAUUGGCCGCAAGUUCUCGGAGAAGGAAGUCCAGAAUGAUAUCAAGCACUUCCCCUACAAGGUCGCCUCCAAGGAUGACAAGCCCGUUGUCAAGGUUGAGGUGGGCGGUACGGAGAAGACCUUCACACCCGAGGAAAUCUCGGCCAUGGUUCUUUCCAAGAUGAAGGAGACCGCCGAGUCCUACCUGGGCAAGAAGGUCACCCACGCCGUCGUCACCGUUCCUGCCUACUUCAACGAUAACCAAAGGCAGGCCACAAAGGAUGCCGGCAUGAUCGCUGGUCUCAACGUUCUCCGCAUCGUCAACGAGCCCACCGCCGCCGCCAUCGCCUACGGUCUGGACAAGACGGAGGGCGAGCGCCAAAUCAUUGUCUAUGACCUCGGUGGUGGCACUUUCGAUGUGUCGCUCCUCUCUAUUGACCAGGGUGUCUUUGAGGUUCUGGCUACCGCCGGUGAUACCCACCUCGGUGGUGAGGAUUUCGACCAGCGCAUCAUCAACCACUUCGCCAAGGCCUUCAACAAGAAGCACGGUGUCGAUAUCACCACCGAUGCCAAGGCUAUGGGCAAGCUCAAGCGUGAGGCCGAGAAGGCGAAGCGCACCCUGUCGAGCCAGAUGUCCACUCGUAUCGAGAUUGAGGCUUUCUACCAGGGCAAGGACUUCAGCGAGACCCUGACUCGCGCCAAGUUCGAGGAGCUCAACGCCGACCUGUUCCGCAAGACGCUCAAGCCUGUCGAGCAGGUUCUCAAGGACGCCAAGAUCAGCAAGAGCGAUGUUGACGACAUUGUGCUCGUCGGUGGUUCCACCCGUAUUCCCAAGAUCCAGUCCCUCAUUGAGGAGUACUUUGGCAAGACUGCCAGCAAGGGUAUCAACCCUGACGAGGCCGUCGCUUUUGGCGCCGCUGUCCAGGCUGGUGUGCUGAGCGGCGAGGAGGGCACUGAGGAGAUUGUGCUCAUGGAUGUCAACCCGCUCACCCUCGGUAUCGAGACCACGGGCGGUGUCAUGACCAAGCUCAUCCCCCGCAACACCCCGAUCCCGACCCGCAAGAGCCAGAUCUUCUCGACCGCCGCCGACAACCAGCCCGUCGUCCUCAUCCAGGUCUACGAGGGUGAGCGGUCGAUGACCAAGGACAACAACCUUCUCGGCAAGUUCGAGCUUACCGGCAUUCCUCCCGCCCCCCGUGGCGUGCCUCAGAUUGAGGUCACUUUUGAGCUCGACGCCAACGGAAUUCUCAAGGUCUCUGCCCACGACAAGGGCACCGGAAAGGGCGAGUCGAUCACCAUUACCAACGACAAAGGACGUCUCACCCAGGAGGAGAUUGACCGCAUGAUCGCCGAGGCCGAAAAGUAUGCCGAGGAGGACAAGGCCACCCGCGAGCGCAUUGAGGCUCGCAACGGUCUGGAGAACUACGCUUUCAGCCUGAAGAACCAGGUAAACGACGAGGAGGGUCUGGGUAAGAAGAUUUCGGAGGAGGACAAGGAGACCAUUCUCGAGGCCGUCAAGGAGACCCAGGACUGGCUCGAGGAGAACGCUGCUACUGCCACCACGGAGGACUUUGAGGAGCAGAAAGAGAAGCUCAGCAACGUGGCGUACCCGAUCACCAGCAAGCUCUACUCGGGCGGCAGCGCUGGUGGUGAUGACGAUGAGCCGAGUGCCCACGAUGAGCUUUGAUCAUGUUAUCAGUUAGUAUCAUAGAGAUUCCCCAAUAAUUUUUUGUUUUGAUGGCAUGAAAAGUUGAGGGCCGGCCCGGGUUGGGCUCCCUUAUCCUUAGAUUUCCAGGUUGCUCUGUCGGCGGCGUGUGUGUUGAUUGAGUGGGACGUUUGUGAUGACAAAGGGUACUUACUGUACGUUGUUGGACUUGCACAAGUAUGAGUUGGAGGUUCCCAUGAUGCAAUCAACCCCCGGGUUCCAGGCAGCUGGCUUUUCCAUCAUCGCCUAGGGGCUCUUAAGUUGGAGGUGGGCAUGUGCUCUUCUUGCCUGGCUGCUGCGAAUUGAGCAUUUCCAUGUACGGAACACAUAGGUAUGUACAUGUGUACAGUACAGGCUUAUUCCCCUAGCGACAGGUUUAAGAGGGCAAUGUUCUUGCUUGCCGUGAUCUGGUCCUCCCCCUCGAAAAGAUAAAAUAUCAGCAGCGUAAGCUUUGCUACUAAAUGAUAUAUGAUUUGACCAUGAUGUCC